GAAGGCCAGUCCAGCUUGUCCCAGGUCACCAGGCUAAUGGGCCUGUCAUUGAAGAGGAAGCUACCAGAAGCUGGACUGGAGACACAGUUUCUCUUCCACUGCUCCUUUACUUUAAAGAAACUUUAGUAAGGACCAUGCUCCUGCUUCCAUUGCUCCCUGUCCUUUUGUGUGUGUUGAGUGUGUCCUCAUCAGGGUCACAAACCUGUGAGGAUACCCUGAAGACUUGCUCUGUCAUAGCUUGUGGCAGAGAUGGGAGAGAUGGACCCAAAGGGGAGAAGGGCGAACCAGGUCAAGGGCUCAGGGGCUUGCAGGGCCCUCCAGGAAAAUUGGGGCCUCCAGGAAAUGUAGGAAUCCCUGGAUUACCAGGACCAAAAGGCCAAAAAGGGGAUCGUGGAGACAAUAGAGCCAUUGAGGCGAAGCUGGCAAAUAUGGAGGCAGAGAUAAGGAUCCUGAAAUCAAAACUGGAACUAACCAACAAGUUGCAUGCCUUCUCAAUGGGCAAAAAGUCUGGGAAGAAGUUCUUUGUGACUAACCAUGAAAAGAUGCCCUUUCCCAAAGUGAAGGCUCUGUGCACAGAGCUCCAAGGCACUGUGGCUAUCCCCAGGAAUGCUGAGGAGAACAAGGCCAUCCAAGAAGUAGCCAGAGGCGUCGCCUUCCUAGGCAUCACGGAUGAGGUGACUGAAGGUCAAUUCAUGUAUGUGACAGGGGGGAGGCUCACCUACAGCAACUGGAAAAAGGAUGAGCCCAAUAACCAUGGCUCUGGGGAACACUGUGUCACUAUAUUAGAUAAUGGUUUGUGGAAUGACAUUUCCUGCCAAGCUUCCUUUGUGGCUGUCUGUGAAUUCCCAGCCUGAGGACACUAGUGCCUCUGUCUUUUCCUUGGCUCCUCUCUGAACUCUCAGUUGUUUCCAAAGAAAAUUCAGUACUGAUUUCUCAAGCCUAAUUUUCAGUGAUUCUUUUGAGGGGAGAGGAUAGAUUUGGUUGAGGCAUGAGGACACGAAGGGAAGCUGACCAUCAGGUACCAGGGUCUAUAUGAGCACGGAGCAAAGGUCACAUCCAUUUUGCUAGGAACACAGCAAGGAGUCAACUAUGGAAAACCUACAAUAAAUAUCUCCCCCUAAAGGAUCAAAGGUGGGCCAUACCUGUGCCAGGGUGGCAGCUGAUCUCAGCCAUAAAAGCAUUCAAUUCCUCAUCUCCAUGAACUGUCACUAAGUGGUGUCAAAUUCACCUGUUUAAAGCCAUCCUCAGUUUACAAAGUG
This is a messenger RNA of Grammomys surdaster, 1259 nucleotides long. Its product is annotated as mannose-binding protein A. The transcript is spliced from 5 exons. Gene Ontology annotation, cellular component: rough endoplasmic reticulum; multivesicular body. NCBI's taxonomy places the organism in Eukaryota, Metazoa, Chordata, Mammalia, Rodentia, Muridae. The coding region runs from base 135 to 854 and encodes 239 amino acids. The record is from RefSeq and is a predicted model, not a curated record. Gene Ontology annotation, biological process: surfactant homeostasis; positive regulation of phagocytosis.